Molecule: messenger RNA, 1116 nt
Organism: Bufo gargarizans (Asiatic toad)
Lineage: Eukaryota; Metazoa; Chordata; Amphibia; Anura; Bufonidae
Gene: NAA50
Product: N-alpha-acetyltransferase 50, NatE catalytic subunit
Exons: 5
Coding region: 244-756 (170 amino acids)
Biological process (GO): mitotic sister chromatid cohesion
Cellular component (GO): NatA complex
Molecular function (GO): acyltransferase activity, transferring groups other than amino-acyl groups
Source: RefSeq, a predicted model, not a curated record
GUUCUGCGCAUGCGCGUACCGUUCUGCCCGGCUUGGGAGCCUUCGCGCCAUUCGGAGGAGUGUGGGGUGGCUGGUCACGUGGUGCAGGUGGUGGGGGAGGAGAGAGACCCCAGGUUACCUCAGAGACGGGGGAGAACUGUCACCAGCGACACCCGGGAUUGAGUCUCCACCCUGAGCUCGUCGCCACCGCCACCAUCAUCAUACAGCCCGGGCCUCCGAGCCGCAGCCGCCGACGCUGCCGUCAUGAAGGGUAGCCGGAUCGAGUUGGGAGAUGUGACUCCACAUAACAUAAAGCAACUGAAGCGGCUGAACCAAGUCAUCUUCCCAGUGAGUUACAAUGACAAGUUCUACAAAGACGUCUUGGAGGUCGGGGAGCUGGCAAAGCUUGCCUAUUUCAAUGACAUCGCAGUUGGAGCCGUGUGUUGUAGAGUCGACCACUCUCAGAAUCAGAAGAGACUGUAUAUCAUGACCCUCGGCUGCCUGGCACCAUACCGCAGGCUAGGAAUAGGAACAAAGAUGCUGAACCACGUUUUAAACAUCUGUGAAAAGGAAGGCUCCUUCGACAACAUCUAUCUGCACGUCCAGAUCAGCAAUGAAUCCGCCAUAGAUUUCUACAGAAAGUUUGGCUUUGAGAUUAUUGAAACAAAGAAAAAUUAUUACAAGAGGAUAGAGCCGGCCGACGCUCACGUGCUCCAGAAAAACCUGAAGGUCUCUUCCCCCGCGCCAAACGCAGAUGUGCAAAAGAGUGAAAACUGAACGGAGACCUGGACGAAUGUUUUUGGUUUUUUCCUUUGCACUUGCUUGUCGCCAAAUACGGAUAAGAGACCCGUUGAGUUUUACUGAGCGCACACUUCUAAUAUCUCUUCUUCCUUCUCCACCUGAAAAAAAAAAUUUUAAAGAAAAAGUGUUGAAUGCGUCUUGAAAGAGCUGUACAAUCUCGUCUGUAUAUUGUCUGGUUGAACUCUGAAGUGUUUCCCGUGUGCGGAGAUGAUCCGGGCGGGGGAGUUACGGAUUCUCUUUUUCAGGCUUUUCCCCUCUUUUUUGUUUUGGAGGAGUUCGGUGGCGUCUUUCAGUCUGAAAUAAUAGUCUUUAAAUAAAUCUAAUUUCUUUUUAGCA